Molecule: messenger RNA, 801 nt
Organism: Aspergillus ruber CBS 135680
Lineage: Eukaryota; Fungi; Ascomycota; Eurotiomycetes; Eurotiales; Aspergillaceae
Product: SDR family oxidoreductase
Exons: 1
Coding region: 1-801 (266 amino acids)
Cellular component (GO): intracellular anatomical structure
Molecular function (GO): oxidoreductase activity, acting on NAD(P)H, oxygen as acceptor
Source: RefSeq, a predicted model, not a curated record
AUGCCUAUCCCAGUCCCCGCCGCCGAAAGCCUUCACGAUCUCUUCAGCCUUAAGGGCAAGACCGUUGUGGUCACUGGUGCCUCUGGUCCCCGUGGUAUGGGUAUUGAGGCUGCCCGUGGUUGUGCCGAGUUCGGCGCCAAUGUCGCUCUCACCUACGCCUCCCGCCCCGAAGGUGGUGAGAAGAACGCCAAGGAGCUCGCCGAUAAAUUCGGUGUCAAGGCCAAGGCCUACAAGUGCAACAUUGGCGACUGGGACAGCGUGAACAAUCUCGUGCAGACUGUCAUUUCCGAAUUUGGACAAAUCGACGCCUUCAUUGCCAACGCUGGAAAGACCGCCGACAGCGGUGUUCUCGACGGCUCCGUCCAGGCCUGGGAGGAGGUCAUCCAGACUGAUUUGAACGGUACCUUCCACUGCGCCAAGGCUGUCGGUGCGCACUUCAAGCAGCGCGGCAAGGGCAGCUUCGUCAUUACCUCCAGCAUGUCCGGUCACAUCGCCAACUUCCCUCAAGAACAGACUUCGUACAACGUCGCCAAGGCGGGUUGCAUCCACAUGGCUCGUUCGUUGGCCAACGAAUGGCGCGACUUUGCUCGUGUCAACAGCAUCUCGCCCGGGUAUAUCGACACCGGUCUCUCCGACUUCGUGCCCCAGGACAUCCAGGACCUGUGGCUGUCGAUGAUUCCCAUGGGGCGGAACGGAAACGCCAAGGAGCUCAAGGGUGCCUACGUGUAUCUGGUCAGUGAUGCCAGUACCUACAUGACCGGAAACGACUUGAAGCUUGACGGAGGAUACACUGUGCGGUAA